AUGACCGCCGUAGAAGACGCUGUAGAGGAAGUCGAGCGGUGGAAAGAGAUCGAAUGGGAGCGGCAGAGAACUGUGCUUCUGUCCCACGGUGCCAAUUCAACUGCUCAAAAUGAUGGUGUUGUGCAAACGAGACCCAUUGAUCGCGAGAGCCGGGAUAUUGUAGAGGAAAUACCGCAGGACAUUCGCACGGUUUUGCAGUCUCUCAACGUGACGCCGGUGACGAAGUCGUUCGUUUUGCUGUCCAGGGUGCUACCACUGUUAUCCCCUCAAUGGCCCCAAUCCACCUCCACGAUGCACAGCUCAAUCGACACCCCUUAG
Messenger RNA from Sparassis crispa, 318 nucleotides. RefSeq lists its product as hypothetical. The record is from RefSeq and is a predicted model, not a curated record. NCBI's taxonomy places the organism in Eukaryota, Fungi, Basidiomycota, Agaricomycetes, Polyporales, Sparassidaceae. The coding region runs from base 1 to 318 and encodes 105 amino acids. The transcript is spliced from 2 exons.